UGUUGCCAUUGCACGUGUGAAAUUUGUUUAGAUAGUUUUGCUUAAUUUACAUGCACCUAAAACAAUGGCCAGCUCUGAUUCUGGCAGUGAUUAUGAGAUAGAAUUGUACCUAAAGCCAAAGCGAGUGCGGCGUGCUGUUAAUGAUGACACGGCGGACCUCUUGGGCAAUUUCGAUGACGAGAAACGCAAAGAGAUCUUUGAAGGUACCUAUGAAGACAAGGAUGCAAACAAAAACCCAAGCGAUUCAGACAGCAGCAAUGAGGAAAAUGGUGACGACAGUGAAUCUGAAGCAGAACCGGCUGCGGCAAGUGAACCCGGCGAGAACAGUGCAGAAAGUGACGGAGAGGAAGAAGAGGCACAACCAGAUGGACAUAUAACCAGCGAUCAGUUGACUUCGCUGUUGCGUGGCGCCUCCAAAGCAAACAGACAUGUACUGUAUGUGACAAAUCUCAACUUUGAGACUACCAAAGAUGACUUGGAGUCACACUUUUCAGUCGCUGGCACAAUAAAGGGCAUACGCAUACCCAAGAAGCGUCGCGGUGGCUUUGCUUUUGUUGAAAUGGCAGAUUUGGUCAGUUUUCAAAAAGGUUUUCAACUGCACAAUACUGAGUUGCAAGGCAGAAAAAUUAAGGUACAAAUAUCUGAAGCAGGCAAGAAAAAGUCGGCCAACAAAAAAAACAUAAUUAAACAAAAGAAUCGCAAGCUUGCUGAAAUGCGCAACGAACAGAAAACAUUCACAAAAAGUGGCAAAUUCUACGACAAGGACCUGAAGAAGGAGAAGGCCAAGGACCUGCUGGCACGCAAACGCUGGCGCAAGAAUCCAGCGCCACGAAAGUAACAUUACGUGUAAAUUGUAGCAAAGUUCUAUUUAAAUAUAAAUAUAACAUAUA
Drosophila busckii is the source of this 890-nucleotide messenger RNA. Its product is annotated as polyadenylate-binding protein 3. The transcript has a single exon. NCBI's taxonomy places the organism in Eukaryota, Metazoa, Arthropoda, Insecta, Diptera, Drosophilidae. Gene Ontology annotation, molecular function: RNA binding. The record is from RefSeq and is a predicted model, not a curated record. The coding region runs from base 65 to 838 and encodes 257 amino acids.